CGUGUGUGGCAGCUGUAUAUAGCAUUCAAAUGCAGAUUUGGUAUAUAAUGAAAGUAAAUAUUUUUGUUGUUUUCAACGGUCUCUGAGUUCAGUCUGUCACUCAUGGCUAUCGAGGCAUGGUUCAUGGACGAAAGCAGUGAAGAUCAGAGGCUUCCACAUCGCAGCAAGCCAGAAGAGUUAAUUCCAUUGCAUCACUUGGCUGAUUUGGGAGUCAUCUAUUGGCACCUGAACCCAGAGGACUAUGAGAACGAUGAGGAAUUAAAGAAUAUCAGGGAAGCCAGGGGUUACAAUUACAUGGAUUUGCUUGAUUUAUGCCCUGAGAAAGUUGCUAACUAUGAAGAGAAGCUGAAGAACUUCUACACGGAGCACAUUCAUGCCGAUGAGGAGAUACGCUACUGCUUGCAAGGAAGUGGAUACUUUGAUGUUCGAGACAAGAACGAUCGUUGGAUCCGUAUCUGGAUCAGGGCGGGUGAUCUUAUUGUUCUUCCAGCAGGAAUCUACCACCGUUUCACUCUUGACACCAACAACUAUAUCAAGUUGAUGCGAUUGUUUGUCGGAGAGCCCGUGUGGACACCAUUUAAUCGCCCACAAGAAGAUCAUCCUUCAAGGAAGGAGUACAUUAAGAGCUUCAAGGAGAAGGUUGGAUUUGCACUUGAAGCUCACUGAGAACUAGGUUGCACGAAAAUAGAAAUAUUGAAAUGAAAAAUGGAAAAAAUAUAUAAUUUAUAAAAAUAAAUUAUAAACUUUAACUUUUAAAGUUUCAAAAACUUUUUCCUUCACCAAAUGUAUGACGCAAUAAGUUUCCGUUGAAGAUAGAUUGAGAGUAGUCAAUGUAUGUUUAGGUGUUCUAUGAUUUACAACAUGCCUUAAAUAAAGCUUUUAUCAAUGCACUGAAGAUAUUUUGAGUAUUA
Molecule: messenger RNA, 911 nt
Organism: Mercurialis annua (annual mercury)
Lineage: Eukaryota; Viridiplantae; Streptophyta; Magnoliopsida; Malpighiales; Euphorbiaceae
Product: acireductone dioxygenase 1
Exons: 5
Coding region: 103-666 (187 amino acids)
Molecular function (GO): acireductone dioxygenase [iron(II)-requiring] activity
Source: RefSeq, a predicted model, not a curated record